CGUGUUGGUGUGUUUGUGUGUUGUUGUUGUCCCCUGUUCCCAUUCACGUGGAUAAUGUAAUUGGCAGACAGCUCUCGUUCGGGCCGGGUUAGGCCCCUUUUCAGGCCGGGCUAGAAGGAGGAAUGUAAUGAGUGAGGACGUGGCCUGGAUUGUUGUUCUCCUGGACAUUUAAAAAUGUGGACUUUGCUAUUUGGAAAUAUUUAGAUUUCUCAUAGACUCUGGAAGGGAGCUGCGACAGAAAGCUUGUUUUUGACGGAUACUCAUAUGAUGUUUGUCUGCUGAAAACCUUUAAAUAGUAGGAAUGGGUGCUAAUUUUACCCUCUGCUGCUGUCACUACUAUCUGAUGCAGAACAGAGAGGAGAAGAAGGCCAUUCUGCGCAUGAGGUCCACUUCAAGGUCCGGACCACCGGAGCACGUCUCCAGUGAUUCCAGCGACAGUGACACAGAGGAGGAGAGCCUCUUUGGACCACAGCGUUUGGAUACACAGCAGAGGGACAACCAGCAGAGCCGGGGAUUAACUGUGGAUGGGUGGGCUGAUCCUAACAGACCCGAGGGAUCUCUCAUCAGAUGUGGAUCGGACAGAGAGCUGCAGGCGUUCAUCAACAUGAGAGACAGAGCCGAUAAGGCUACAGAGGAAUGGGAGAAGCUGAAUUAUGACAUCCACACGCUGCGCUACGCCAGGCGAGAGGUCAGAUCUCGAUGGAAGAAGAUCCUGCUGCAGCUGGGUUAUCAGUGUGAGGUGGAUUCCCUGCUGUGCAUGAACAGGCAGAGCCAUUUCAGUCCAAAUCAAGAACAUCUUGACAAAGCUGCUGACCUUUUGAAACAGCUGCUGGACCACAGUUCUCUAUUCCCUCGUGGAACAGGACAUCAUAACAUAUACCUUCAUGUCAUGGACCGUCUGGUGUCACUGGACAGUGCCGAUGACUUUAUUAAACUGGCCAAAGAGAAAUAUCCCAAGAAGGAAGGCUGAGGGAUAAGACAAGCAGAAUAAAGGAGAAAGUUCAAAUACCAUCUUAAAAUUAUUAUAUGCACUGUUAAACAAGAUACAGUGCUGUCCAAAAACAUUGAAACGCAAAACAUUUAUUAUAUUUUGCUUCUGAAGAGUCAGAUAAUUUUGAAUUUCAGACUUUGGCUGAUUUAUGUUUUUUUAUUCCAGUCAGAAGUAAGACUCAAAAAUCCGCUUAAUGCCUCAGAAAAAAAUUGUAAAAAUGCAGCUAAAAUCCACACAGAAGCAUUUACACAUAUUGAACCUCUUUACACUACAACCUGCAGCAAAAGUAAAGUAGAGUAAAAUAAAAGCUCCUGGAUUUUACUUAGAGGUAGGAGAAUAAAGGAGCCUCAACACAGAUGCAUGCUACACUUUGCAAUUAUAAGCUACUCUGUGUUGGGCUAUUGCAUAAAAUCUCAAUACAAUACACUGAAUAUUUUGGUUGUAACAUAGCAGAAUGUUCAUGGGCGUGAAUACUUUUUCAAUGCAUAGUGUUUCUCAAUAGAAUUUUAACAGAUUACAUAAAAGGUUCUUGUUAGAAAAGUACAGAGAAUUGUGGAGUGAUUGCUUCUGAAAAAUGCUAUUUGUAUGAUUACUUUUCCAUCUUAAAGUUAUUUGUAAAAAAUCCAAAUUACUAACAGUGCUGUUAGCUUCUUUGAAAAAAUCUGUAUAGUUUUAUUUCUUCAUAAGACAAAUUAGUAUUUACAGCUGUUUGAUUUUUUUGUCUUUUUAUUUCUUCUAAGACUUAAUCCUACCUGAACAAAAGUAGGCAUUCGUAAAACUUAUUUCAUAUGAAUAUAACGUUGUUUAAAAGGUGAAAAUAAUAAGCAUUAACAUUUUGUUUCAUUAUUUGUAGUAAUUUAUUUCAGCUAUCCAGACAAUGACAUUUAUUUAGACGUUAGGGUGUUCAGCGAAUUGUAACUGCUUUUUGUCAGUAGGGGGCAGCAUAUGUUUACAUUUCUGUGGGCUUUACUACCAGACUUACUGUUUCUUUUGUCCAGAAGUUAAACAAAAAAGGAAAUAAAG
This is a messenger RNA of Fundulus heteroclitus (mummichog), 2014 nucleotides long. RefSeq names its product melanoregulin. The coding region runs from base 302 to 970 and encodes 222 amino acids. The record is from RefSeq and is a predicted model, not a curated record. The transcript has 5 exons. NCBI's taxonomy places the organism in Eukaryota, Metazoa, Chordata, Actinopteri, Cyprinodontiformes, Fundulidae. Gene Ontology annotation, cellular component: melanosome. Gene Ontology annotation, biological process: melanosome transport; melanocyte differentiation.